UACAUAUGUCAUAAGUACCUAACGGUUAUAGGUUAUAAUAUAAAACGAUAAUUAUUAUAUAAAUAUGGUACAAAGUUUAAAUAACAUGAACAAGAGAAGAAGAUGCGAUUACCAACGACAAGAUUAAUUAGACACAUAUGACAUGUAUUCACUUUUUCGAAACCUUGUGCACGCAUGUAAACAUAUUUAUCAAAUGGUGGACAUUCGUAAACCAAGUUCACUCUUUUACUACACGAUACCAAUGUGCAUGAAGUUAGUCAAUUCCUGUCAACGUAAAAUUCGUUACAAAGGGCCAAAGCGUGCACGUUGGCAUGUUCAAUGCACAACAGUAUUUUGUUAUUUGACAGUGCAAGCACCGACUUAUCGAACAUUACAAAAUGACUGAUAUUAUACAAGGAACGUGUUUGUUAAUGUGCCCAGAGAAGGAACGUUGGAUGAGAGAGAGAGAAGGUUUGCUACAUAGAUUCGAAAUCGACGAGAGCACGAAGGCAAAUAAAAGACCAAAGGCCGAUCCAAUGAAAACUGUAAAAUGCUUCGGUCGUCCAGCAGCCGGGUUAGUUAUGACCGAUCCCGAUCAACUGCGUCCUGCACCCGUAUUGUUAUCAACGAUUAGAUACUUGUUCACCAGAAUAGCUACGCGAUCCGACGUCGAUUGGAUAAUAGUAUACGAUUUUAUCUUCGAUCGUUUGAGGGCGGUUAGACAAGACGUUGCGAUCCAAAGGAUUGAUAUUUUUACAAGUAUUCGGAUCUUCGAAAUGAUCGUUCGAUUUUUAGUUUAUUCUGCGCAAAGAUUAUGCGAUCGAAGUAUCUACGAAUUUAAUCCAAAAAUGAACUAUCAACACCUUUCUGAAUGUAUAACUCAUCUGCUUGUCCUGUAUGAUGACAAUGAUUUGAAUGACAAAGGAGAUUGCCUAGAACUUGAUAGAUGUAUGGAGAAGUUGAGCCUGUACGAUGAUAAACAGCAAAUGGAAGCGUUGUACAUUCUUUUAAAUAUGGGUAAUGUUGAAGCUUUAAGAAGAGCAUUAAAUCUCCCAAGCGAUUUAAGAAAAUCGUCAGACGUUCAAUUAUCAAUGAAAAUAUCAUUCGCCUGGUACUUGAAAAAUUACGCGCGUGUUUGCUCGUUGAUUCAACAACUUUCUCCCUUGCUCGUCUGCGCGGCUGUAACCAACUUACAAAUCAUAAGAAAAACAGCAUUGCAAAUAAUGAGCUCAGGAUAUAAUAGCAAAGUAUUGACAUUCCCGGGAUUGAAAUUACAAGAGAUUCUAUUGUAUAGAGACAUAGAAAAAGUCCGUGCAGAUUGCGAACUAUUCGGACUCGCGUUUACAGACCAAAAUAUUCUAUUUCAAAAAACGAAUUUCAAAAACGAAGUGCAAUCGACGAAUCCAGAAAUGUAUUAUACCCACCAAUCGCUACACAAUUUUUUACCGCAAAUUCUUCUUAAAUCCAUGUAACGCUUUUACAAUAAAAAUACAGAAAUAGUAUAAAAAGCACUAUACACUACAAUAAAUUUGUCAUUUGAAAAAUCCAGUUGUUUGUAGAAAAUGUAGUUCUCUCUUUAAUAACAAGUAAAUAAAGCUUGGUCCAUACUCUAGCAUUAUA
This is a messenger RNA of Colletes gigas, 1599 nucleotides long. RefSeq names its product SAC3 domain-containing protein 1. NCBI's taxonomy places the organism in Eukaryota, Metazoa, Arthropoda, Insecta, Hymenoptera, Colletidae. The record is from RefSeq and is a predicted model, not a curated record. Gene Ontology annotation, biological process: spindle assembly; centrosome duplication. Gene Ontology annotation, cellular component: nucleus; spindle; centrosome. The transcript is spliced from 7 exons. The coding region runs from base 378 to 1451 and encodes 357 amino acids.